Pogoniulus pusillus (Red-fronted tinkerbird) is the source of this 1574-nucleotide messenger RNA. It is a transcript of the gene NDUFAF5, whose product is annotated as NADH:ubiquinone oxidoreductase complex assembly factor 5. The coding region runs from base 258 to 1334 and encodes 358 amino acids. Gene Ontology annotation, molecular function: S-adenosylmethionine-dependent methyltransferase activity. Gene Ontology annotation, cellular component: mitochondrion. The transcript is spliced from 11 exons. Gene Ontology annotation, biological process: mitochondrial respiratory chain complex I assembly. NCBI's taxonomy places the organism in Eukaryota, Metazoa, Chordata, Aves, Piciformes, Lybiidae. The record is from RefSeq and is a predicted model, not a curated record.
CACCGUUAAGAACCACCGUUAAGAACCACCGCCGACUCCUCGCCGUCCCACCGCAGGCGAUCCCGCCGAGGCCACAAGCCACCGCGCACCGACGCAGCCACUUCCGCCGGCACUACGGCAGCUGCGGCAGGACAAGCCGCCCAGAGCCAAUGGCACGGCGCGGCCGGCGGAAGGGUGGUGGAACGGUGCCGUGAGAGGAUCGGGGGGGCCUUGCCGCUGGCUUUUCCCGCGCAUGUGCCGCGCGCGUGCCCGAGGCCAUGGCCGCUGCAGGCUUCGGCGGUGCUGCGGCCGUGGGGAGGGUGCGAGUUUUGAGGGGGGUCUGCCGCUCGGUCCUGCGGGCCGGAUGGGGUGGCGGAUGGCGACGGCUCUGUGCAUUGUCAGGGGGAUCGGCGGCCGCCGCUUCUUCUCCGGCAUCGUCGGGUACGAGUACACUGAACCUCUUCGACCGUCGGCUGAAGCGGAAGCAGAAGAACUGGGCGGCGCUGCAGGCCGAGCCCGCCAAAUGCGACUACCUGCGGGAGGAGGUCGGCGGCAGGAUAGCAGACAGGGUGUUUGACAUCACCAGAACAUUUCCUCUUGCUUUGGAUGUUGGCUCUGGAAGAGGUUACAUAGCUCAGCAUUUAACCAAGGAAACAGUUGAAAAACUUAUUCAAGUUGAUAUUGCUGAGAAUGCUUUAAAAAAUGCGGUGGAAUCUGAAAUCCCUACAGUUAGUGUUGUAGCUGAUGAGGAAUUCCUUCCUUUUAAAGAAGAUACGUUUGAUCUUGUUGUUAGCAGCUUAAGUUUACAUUGGGUGAAUGACCUUCCUAAAGCUUUUAGAGAGAUUCACCAAGUUCUUAAGCCAGAUGGAGUAUUCAUUGGUGCAAUGUUUGGGGGAGACACUCUCUAUGAGCUUCGCUGCUCUUUACAACUAGCCGAAUUAGAGAGAGAAGGGGGCUUUUCUCCUCAUGUAUCACCCUUCACUGCUGUCUCUGAUUUGGGACAUCUGCUAUCAAGAGCUGGCUUUAACACCUUGACUGUGGAUACUGAUGAAAUUCAGGUCAACUACCCGGGGUUGUUUGAGGUUAUGGAAGACUUGCAAGGUAUGGGGGAGAGUAAUUGCUCUUGGAAUAGAAAACCUCUGCUACACAGGGAGACAAUGCUGGCAGCUGCUGCAAUAUACCAAGAAAUGUAUGGAAAUAGUGAUGGCUCAGUACCUGCCACAUUUCAGAUCUAUUACAUGAUUGGCUGGAAAUUCCAUGAAUCACAGGCAAGACCAGCCCAAAGAGGUUCUGCAACAGUUUCACUUGGAGAUCUGGCAAAAAUAGAUGCACUUCUUUCCAGAGGGAAAAAAUAGUUCUUCCUCAGAAAUAAUAGUUGUUCUGGAGCUUGUAUACGACUUCUCAUUGAAGGUGGUCUUUUGUGAUGACAUUUUGAAAUGGUGAUAAUCUGUGCGCACCGGUUUUUUUUAAGGCUUUUUACUGCCUAUGCUACAUCAUCUGCUGUAUAAAAUAACAUUCAGGUUUUGUUUCUACAGAAACAGUUUAGCAGUACUCCAAGUCAAUGCAACUUUUGAUUAAAUCACUAUUCAAAAGUG